Messenger RNA from Magnolia sinica, 1918 nucleotides. Its product is annotated as calcium/calmodulin-regulated receptor-like kinase 1. Gene Ontology annotation, molecular function: protein kinase activity; ATP binding. Lineage: Eukaryota; Viridiplantae; Streptophyta; Magnoliopsida; Magnoliales; Magnoliaceae. The record is from RefSeq and is a predicted model, not a curated record. Gene Ontology annotation, biological process: protein phosphorylation. The coding region runs from base 456 to 1748 and encodes 430 amino acids. The transcript is spliced from 9 exons.
GGCGAACUCCUGGAAUUUAAAAAGAAGAAAAGGGCAGAGAGAGAGAUCCCAGUUCUCUCCAUCUCAUCACCAACCCAAAAUCCAAAAUCCGGACCGUUGAUUCCUUCGACGAUCGAGAUCCUUUUAAAGAGUUUGAAGGUCGACAAGAUGCGUUGGCAUCCCUGCAUAGUUUACAUAGAAAUUGGAAUUCCUGUUCUUAGCUGAACUACGUUUCAGGCAGAAAUGGUGGAGAAAUGCUAGCUUCUCAAUCUGGGUUGUGUUUUCUGCAUUGCCCAAAACACCAAGUGCACUAAGUUGGAUCCACAAGGUUUCUGUGUCUUGGCAGCACGCCCAACCACUAUCUCAGACCAUCUAGUCAGAUUUGUGUCCAUGUAGUCAUGAUCGGCAUCCAUUGAUUCUGAUUUCUCCAUGGAUCCAAUACUUGAAUAAGCUAGAGUCAUAUCAUUUCUGAGGAGAUGAAAGGAGUGUCUUGGGGGCUGAUAGUUGGUGUUUCUGUUGGGGUGAUAAUUGGAGUGCUUUUGGCCAUUUCGGCUCUGUUCUGUAUUAAGAUUCAGAGACGACGUGCACAGCUAAGGAGUAGCAGUUCAAGGAGGGCCGCAGCCAUUCCCAUGCGUGCCAAUGGUGCUGAUUCUUGUACGAUAUUGUCGGACUCAACGAUUGGUCAGGAAUCGCCGAAACCUUCUGAAUCGAAUGGGAUGUCCUUGUGGCUGGAGGGAUCUAGGAGGAAGGGUGUACUCUCAGUCUCUGGGAUACUCAAAUAUCCUUACAAAGAAAUCCAAAAAGCAACUCAUAAUUUUACAUCAGUGAUUGGGCAAGGGGCAUUUGGUCCUGUUUACAAGGCUCAGAUGUCGACUGGUGAGACAGUUGCGGUUAAAGUGCUUGCCACUAAUUCCAAGCAAGGAGAGAAGGACUUUCAAACAGAGGUUCUACUGCUUGGGAGAUUACAUCACAGAAACCUUGUGAAUUUGGUGGGCUAUUGUGCGGAAAAAGGCCAGCACAUGCUUGUAUAUGUCUACAUGUGUAACGGCAGUCUCGCGUCUCAUUUGUAUAGUGAAACACAUGAGCCACUGAGUUGGGAUUUGAGGGUUCAUAUAGCACUAGAUGUUGCAAGGGGUUUGGAAUAUCUUCAUGAUGGGGCUGUUCCACCUGUAGUGCAUCGGGACAUCAAAUCUUCCAAUGUACUGUUGGAUCAGUCCAUGAGAGCUAGAGUGGCUGAUUUUGGGCUUUCAAGGGAAGAAAUUGCAAACCCACAUGCAUCUAGUGUCAGGGGAACUUUUGGCUAUCUCGAUCCCGAGUAUGUAUCAACGAGGACCUUCACUAAGAAAAGUGAUAUUUACAGCUUUGGAGUCUUGCUGUUUGAAUUGAUAGCGGGCAGGAAUCCUCAACAGGGUCUGAUGGAUUAUGUUGAACUUGCGGCUUUAGACACUGAAGGGAGAGGCGGGUGGGAGGAAAUUGCCGAUUCCCGUCUAGAUGGGAAAUACAACACGCAAGAACUCAAUGACAUGGCGAUCCUUGCAUACAAGUGCAUCAACCUUAGUGUGAGGAAGCGGCCUCCAAUGAGAGACAUUGUUCAGUCGCUCACUCGGAUUAUUAAGAUGCGGCACAGUCGAAAGCAUCAGAAGCAAGCCCUGCCUGUUACAGUGGAGGAAGUCACGAUCGAUAUGGACCAAUCGGAGGUCCUGACUCCGACGUCUGUGCAUCAGAGAGAAGAAUCAGUCGACAGCACACUAGGUCAACCUGAUGUUUGAUAUUAGAUUCUUAAAAAAAAAAAAAAACUUAUCUGUGUUGUUGUGGAUUUGUUUUUGUUUGAUUUUAUUAAUGGUUGCAUAGAUCCCAAAUUCAUUGUAACAUAACAACAUAACAGUUUUUGUACAGUCAUUCUUUUUGCUCAAAAGGAAAAAGUGUUAAAUUGUUUUCU